Molecule: messenger RNA, 858 nt
Organism: Cuscuta campestris
Lineage: Eukaryota; Viridiplantae; Streptophyta; Magnoliopsida; Solanales; Convolvulaceae
Source: the annotation of a GenBank genome assembly
GGCUUUAAUUUUAGGGUUUCCAAGCCAUUCUCUAAUUGGAAAUAAAGAUUAGAUUUAAUUAUUAUCUGUAUAGAGAGGGAAACUAUAAAAUGGGGAGAGCUGGGAGGGUGGAGAUGAAGAGAAUAGAGAACGGGGCGAGGCGGCAAGUGACAUUCUCGAAGCGGAGAAAGGGACUGUUCAAGAAGGCUGCUGAGCUCUCCGUGCUCUGCGAUGCUCAAAUAGCUCUCAUCGUUUUCUCCCCACAGGGAAAGCUCUUUCAGUACUUUUCCUCCUCUUCCUCCUCCUCCUCCAAGUGGUGGUGGGGUGCCAACAUCGACGAUGGGGCUCGGCGGCGCGCGGUGGAAUACCAUCCAUCAACCGCCUGACGACAUGUUGUGAAUUGAAUUAACUAAGCAUUGGAGAAAUAAUAGAGAGAUACCGUGAAAGCACAAAAGAAACUCGCAUCAGUAUUGAUAAUGCUCCUCCACAGUACAUCCAGCGCUUCAAAUACGACAUAACUAUGAUGUCAAAGCAGAUAGAGAUGCUCGAAACCGCUCAACGGAAGCUUUUGGGGCAAGGAUUGGGAUCAUGUUCAUUACAGGAACUUCAUGAAAUUGACCGUCAGCUGGAGAUGAGCCUCAUUAAUAUCAAGGCCAAAAAGACUCAAGUGUACAUGGAGCAGAUUGAGAGCCUAAAAGCCAAGGAGAAAGAUCUGCUAGAAGAAAAUGCAACAUUGCGCGAGAAGGUAUGUUUAGUUUGAACUUUGAUUAAUUCAUCCAUAUACCUAAUAAUAUUGCUUUGUUGAUUAUUUUUUUUUCCUCUUCCAAGUUUCAACCUUAGUAUAGCUUAAAAAUAUGUUAAUAAGAUUAUAAAGUAUGC